This is a messenger RNA of Loa loa (African eye worm), 2247 nucleotides long. RefSeq lists its product as hypothetical. The record is from RefSeq and is a predicted model, not a curated record. Lineage: Eukaryota; Metazoa; Nematoda; Chromadorea; Rhabditida; Onchocercidae. Bases 107 to 2143 code for a protein of 678 amino acids. The transcript has 13 exons.
CAAUAAACUAUUACAAAAAACUGAACAAGGAGGGUGAAUAACAACAGACGAAAAGGAAAAAAGAGGUGUAUAGGAACGGGAAAGGUUUUUAAGUUUUUACCUGUGUAUGUUCGGUGAUCAAAUGUCGGGAGAUCACGGUAGUCCCGCGAUGAGAUCAUUUCGUCGUAACAGCUUGAUUGCAUUUCGUCGUAGCAACUUGGGUAACUUAUAUCAAUCAUUUAUCAAACGCACGAAUUCGACUAGUACGAGGAAAAUGACAGAUGCGCAUACGACUGCAACAGAGGUUAGCGAGAAGGAACGAACACCGUCCUUUCCACUUCGCACAAUAUCUGCCAUGACUUCUUUGCCAGAUGUUGAUGAUGAUGAAGCUGGACCUAGCACUAUAAAACAUUCCAUUACACCCGUACCACGAACGCCAUUGGUCUUACAACGUACAGAAUCAAAUACAUCGUUUCUUUCGCGGUUGAGUAGUCGAUUACGACGUUCAUUUCAUUUACCCUCAAAUAAACGUGAACAAUUCGUAAAGUUUCUAGCAGGUGAUGAAGUGGCGGUUAACGAGAAUGCAAAACCACCACUACUUCAUGAAUCUGGCAGGGAAACAUUCACAAAUUAUGCCAAUAUCAAGAUUAUUAGUGACGAUGAAUCAUACGGCAACAUCGAAUUGAUUCAGCAAAUUCUGCGCCGGAAUCGACCCGAUGAAAUAAAAAAACUGCUUCGGAAAACAAAUUGGCCAGUAGGACAUAGAAUACGAGCAGAUUUGUGGCAAGAAAUCUGUAAAUUAAACAAUCCAGAUUUUAAUGCAUAUAGAGGUAGUUAUCAAUCGGAAUCUGAAGGAUGGGAAGAGCAAGUCGGGCAUUCUUCAUUAAAAGCUCGUUUUCUGCAAUCUUCGGAUACUAUCGAUGAAUGUUAUGAAUUGAAUGCAAAUGGCUUAAAAGCACUACAUCGUCUUAUUCGUGCUUUAGAUGUUACGAUUCCGACAUUAAACUAUGCACCUUUGGUACAUCCCAUACUUGCGUUAUUUUUGCAUUUUAUGAAUGAGGAUGAUGCAUAUGCUUGUGCCGUUUGGAUCCUUAAAAAUCAUCCAAAUUAUAUGAAAGAUUCUGCUUUGGCAAACAAAGCUGCGGCACAUACAUUGCUUGCACUUGUGAAAGUGUACAAGGCAGCAGUUUACAAAACACUAAAAAAUUGGAUUGGGUCGUCUGACGAAAACAUCCUGGCAAGAGCUUUGCAAAGUUGGCCUAGAUGGAUAUUUUGCGCCUUGCCAUUUGAAUAUUUAGUUUGUGUUAUUGAUUGCUACUUAUAUGAAGGAAGCAAAGUAUUAAUGAGAGUUGCUAUCACACUGCUUAACAGAUGGCAUAAAAACAAUAAAAUACCGAAUGAUUUGGCUGGUAAAACUUGCCAAGAACGAAUUGAUUUAUUUGCGGAAAGAAUUGUGCAGAGCGUGAAACAUGAAAAUAUUUCUGUUACAUCUUUACUUAAUGCUGCUGUAAAAAUUCGGAAUUUUAGUGGCUCAAAAAUUGCUCGUUUUCAGAACAGAUAUGAGAAGAUGAUUUUGGAAUUAGAAGGUCCCGGCGUUCCAACGGUAGAUUUACUAGCCAUGCAUAUAAAGCCCUUUGUUUCAAGCAUCGUUUCAUCACAAGUUGCUUUUCAAUUAAUGUGCCAUUUACCGGAAAAGAAUCAGUUGGAAACUCCGAUGCUAAUUUAUCAUCUUUACGAUGAUGGGACUUCAUUCUAUCAUUUGUGGUCGAAGAUCGAUGAAGCAGAAUCAACGUUGUUAAUUAUCAAGACUGAUAAUAGUGAAGUUUUGGGGGCCUUCUGUGACGAACCAUGGGGGAAUCGAACAAAAACACGUGAACGUGGGAAUGGAAAAUACUUUGGCGGUGGUCUUUCGUUUGUUUGGAAUUUAGAUGAAAAUAAUCAAGUUAAUAAAUAUGACUGGAAAGAAAAUCAAGCUGAAUGUUUUAUGGCUGCUCCUUAUGAGCGAGAGCCUACUGUUUUAAUGAUUGGUGGGAAUGCAAUAUAUAUUAUCGGUGAAUUGAUAAAUGGCUCAAGCUUGCCGGGCAACACAUUCCAAAAUCCAGAACUAGUGAAAGGUGGUAGAUUUAAAAUCGAUGAUCUGGAGGUAUUUCAAGUGUUUGAGUAAGCUGAAGAAAAGUCAAAGGCAGAAUGUGAAGAGAUUUGUAAAAACAUAUGGCUGAAGCUUGAGAGGAAAAUCUCUUCCUUUCCCAGACUUUUUUUUGAUUGCAC